GCGCCUAGGAGAACGUCAACACGUCUUUGCGAGGGUUUUCUCUGGCCAGGACCAACUGGGCUCGGGUCUGUCCUGUGCCUUUGGUCCCGCUGUCCCUGGGGGCGGAGGAUAGCUGUUCCGGUCUCAAGGGUGGACGCAGCGGGGCGUGGUGCUCGGACCAGUCUCCUUCCCACCCUCCCAGCUGGUCCUCCGGGACUAUCCGCCUUCUAGUCGGCUGGGAGAGGCUGGGGCUCCUGGGAUCGGCCUGGGGAAGCUGGGGCCCCAUCCCUGCUAGGGCUCUGAUGGGAGGCGGCGGGAAGAGCGACCUGGGAUGUUCAGUCUGAUGGCCAAUUGCUGCAGCUGGUUCAAACGUUGGCAGAAGCCUGUCAGGGUUGAGAGUGCAGAUACAAUUUUCACAUGGAUAGAGAAAGGUGACUCUUUUGAUGGUGGGACUUGAUAAUGCUGGUAAAACUGCAACUGCAAAGGGAAUCAAAGGAGAGCAUCCUGGAGAUGUAGCUCCCACUGUUGGAUUUUCCAAAAUUGACCUUAAGCAAGGAAAAUUUGAGGUCACCAUCUUUGACUUGGGAGGUGGAAAAAGAAUUCGGGGAAUUUGGAAGAAUUACUAUGCAGAGUCAUAUGGGGUAAUAUUUGUUGUGGAUUCCAGUGAUGAAGAGAGAAUGGAAGAGACAAAAGAGACAAUGUCAGAAGUGCUAAGACAUCCUAGGAUAUCAGGAAAGCCUAUAUUGGUGUUAGCAAAUAAGCAGGACAAAGAAGGGGCUUUAGGAGAAGCUGAUGUAAUUGAAUAUCUGUCUUUAGAAAAAUUGGUUAAUGAGCACAAGUGCCCAUGUCAGAUAGAACCUUGUUCGGCAGUCUUGGGGUAUGGAAAGAAAAUUGAUAAGUCUAUUAAAAAAGGCCUUUAUUGGCUAUUGCAUAUCAUUGCAAGAGACUUUGAUGCCUUAAAUGAACGCAUCCGAAAGGACACAACUGAACAACGAGCCCUGGAGGAACAGGAAAAACGAGAAAGAGCUGAACGAGUGCGAAAAUUACGAGAAGAAAGGGAACAAAGAGAACAAGAGCAAGGAGAACUGGAUGGAACCAGUGGUCUGGAUGAGUUGGACCCAAGACCAAUUACUGUCAAUCCUUUCCAGCCUAUAGCAUCUGUAAUAAUGGAGAAUGAAAAGAAACUUGAAAAAGAGAAAAAGAAGCAAAUGAUGGAGAAAGAUAGUGAUAUUUGUCCCCUGAAACAGAAAAUGGAGCAUGAACAAAUAGAGACACAAACCCAGACUAGUGAAAACAGCCAAAAAAACAAUGAGUUUGAAGUAGUAGAAAAUUAUAAGGAGGCAUUAACCAAGCAGUUGGAGAAUAAAGAUGAGACAGAUUGGCGAUCUUCAGAAUCAGGUAACAGUAAAAAGAAAACUAAGAAACUAAGAAUGAAAAGGAGUCACCGAGUAGAACCAGUUAAUACAGAUGACUCUGCUCCUAAGAGUACAACUCCACCUCCUCCCCGUCCUGUUGGCUGGGGAACCCCCAAAGUCACCAGACUUCCAAAACUUGAUCCUCUUGGUGAAACACGUCAUAAUGAUUUCUAUGGGAAGCCUCUUCCUCCUCUGGCUGUGAGACAGAGACCUAAUAGUGAUGCUCAGGAUGUGAUCUCAAAACCGAGUCAUGUGGAUUAGCUCUCUUAACAUCAGCAAGGUGAACUGGGACCUCUUUCUCAAAAGGAGAGAAACCUUGAUCAUUGAUGACUAGGACCAGAUUACCAUAGUGAUUUUCGUGAGAAGAUUGAUAGCCAAGGACUUAUCCUGAUAAUUACUUCUCCACGUUGUUCAUGGUUAAAGCAGAAAGGAAACUAAAUGACAAAUAGAUGGGAUGAGCAUUUGGACCAAGUUAACAAGAUGAAAUUUUGACUUUGGUUUACACGUCCCCAUUCAUGGGCAUAUCCCUGAAGGAAAACCUCGUCAGAAAAAGGCAAUGGACUCUGCAUACUUUCUUUGUUUGCUAUCCUGUAUUUCUAAGUUAAACAUUUUUAAAAGUGCAUAUCCAUGGAAGGGGAACUCCUGGGAAUUUAUAACCUAGAUUUUUGACUAUUUUUGUAUUUUUCUAUAACUUUUAAAAAAAUUACUGUUACAUUGUGCACUUUUCUACAAAUGUUUUAUUUAAAUUGUCUGGAAAAUAGUCAGUGUACUUGACAGACAUGAACUAUAUAAACAGAAAUAUUUUAUGGCUCAAGGUAUGUUUUGUAAUAACAUUAUUUUUGAACUCUAUAUCGUAAUUUGACUUUCAAAAUAAUACCUUUUAACACAACAGAUUCUCUGAUCUUUAUUCUACCAAAUUAUACAAUUUGAAAAUAUUACCCAAAGAGAGAGUUCAAAUUUGUUUCUGUUGUUUGUUUACUUUGAUAAUAAUCUCAAUAAAUUAGAGGCUUGAUAUAUCUUUUUAAUGUAAUUUUUAAAAAUUAAUAAAGAUAUGUUCAUGAGAUAUUAUUAAAAGUCCCAAUAAACUCCUGUUUUAAAUGUCAGACACUUUCAGAGAUCAGGUGCUUUCUGUCACUCCUUUGUUCUAAUAGAACCCAUAGUGACUCUUUUAGAUUAUUCUAAUUCUUUCAUGUAUUGAAGUUAAAGGCAAAAAAUAUUGAAAAAUAUACUGCAGGGCCAGAGACUUGUAUUUUACAAGUAGCUUGAGUACUAAAGCAAUAAGUUGGCUCAAACACUUUUAUAAAGAAAUGAUUCCAAAACAAUUUCUCAACUUAAAACUUCUCUUGCUCUUAAGAAUGACAUCCAUAGGAUUCUUUAUUCUGUUAUUUUGGCAAAUUAUAUAUAUUUUUAGUAAUGGAUUCAUAAUAUUUAUUUGACAGCAUGCCUUUAUAUCCAGGUGAAAAUCAUAUAUCAAAAUAAUUUCUCUAUCAUUUUGUUAAGAUUGGUGCAUUUGGUACUGUACACAGAUAGCAAACAUACAGUGUUAUCUGAGGAUAACAUAAACAAGUACGUCUGAGUUGUUUAAUAUGAUUAAAAUUUUUACUUUAGAGCAUCACAUUUUAUUCACAUGUUUUAACUGACUGGACUUUAAAUCAGGCUCCUUUUUACUAUAGUCCGCAUGGUACAGUUUCUUGGAAUUUGUACAUGACCUAUCUGGCACACUGAGCAAAAUCAUUCUACAUCAGAUGCAAGACAGAUAACAAUCCAAAUUUGAGAAGUGAUUGAAAUGCCAGGGAAAGUAUUACAGGAAGAUACAAUGUAAAUUUUGAACUGGAAUUUAGAGGAAUAAUUGCUCAUCUUUUUGGUUCCUUUUGUAACAUUUAUAUUAUGCUGUUUAGUAUUCAUCUGGUUUAAAAAUAAAGUUCUUAACAUU
Messenger RNA from Heterocephalus glaber (naked mole-rat), 3327 nucleotides. It is a transcript of the gene Arl13b, whose product is annotated as ARF like GTPase 13B. The record is from RefSeq and is a predicted model, not a curated record. Gene Ontology annotation, cellular component: non-motile cilium; motile cilium; ciliary membrane. Gene Ontology annotation, molecular function: GTP binding; GTPase activity. Gene Ontology annotation, biological process: non-motile cilium assembly; receptor localization to non-motile cilium. Lineage: Eukaryota; Metazoa; Chordata; Mammalia; Rodentia; Bathyergidae.